Molecule: messenger RNA, 1872 nt
Organism: Belonocnema kinseyi
Lineage: Eukaryota; Metazoa; Arthropoda; Insecta; Hymenoptera; Cynipidae
Exons: 7
Coding region: 234-1655 (473 amino acids)
Source: RefSeq, a predicted model, not a curated record
UCAUUCAGUUUGAAGACUUGUGUGUUCUAAACGUUCAAAUUUUAGUCCAAGUUGUUAUUUUUUUUUUAAUUAAAAAUUUAUAAAAGAAUUUGUUUUGAUAUUGUGUUAUAAAUUCUAACUUUCGUUGUUAUUCAAUUUGUAAUGUUUAACUCAUGAAUAUUAAUUUCAUUAUCUUUGUAAAAUAUGAUUGGUAUAUGUUAUGAUUGUGUCAACUGAUAAACUAAUAGUAAAUAAUGGAAAACUUUAAGAGUUUUCGUCUACUUUUAUUUGUUUUCUCACUCUUAGGUUAUGCUUCUUCAACUCUUUCGCAAAAUGUAAAUCACAAUAAUCACGUUAAUAGCAAGAAUCUUAAUUUCUCGAUUCACCAAGUGAAGCAAAGAUGUGAAGCAAAAGUUCUAAAUAUAAGUGAAAUUCUCAAAAUUGCGAAUAAUGAAUUCAGCAGAGAAUUAUCAAACACAUCAAAAAAAUUAUGGGAUCUAAGCAUAUCAGAUCUUAACAAAAAUUCGUUGGAGAGCUUUCAAUCAUCUACUUUUUUAAAAUCAAGCUGUUUAGAAAAAUCUAAUUUCAUAAAGAUUUUUGAAAAUGUGAUUGACACUUUCGCACAUUGUUUUGAAGAUGAUAUUAAUUUAAAAGAGGAAGAGAAAAAAAAUCUAUCUAGGUCAGCUGCUAACCAAAUAUGCUCCUUCUUAGAAUUAGACUCACUUAUAAGAACAACAGACGACGAUUGUGUGGAAAUAAUUAACAACAAUAGAAACUGUUUUCCUUCCAUAAAUAAUCUAACAAUAAAUCGUAAUCUUUCUGAUUUUCACAUUUUCUUGUAUGUGAAACAUGAUCAUACGGCGAAAGAAUGCAAAAUGCUUUCGAAAAUUUGGAGCUGUCAAGAGGAUGUUAUAAAAUGGUGUAAAAAUUCAUCAAUAAAAUUGUACGAAAGGUGGAUAAAAAAUAGAAAGAUAUUCACUGGGUGUCAAGAUAAAAAUGACACUGCUACAGAUACACGAUCUGCAAUACUGGAUGUGGCAAAAGGGCGAUUCAACUUCACCAUUCCAGAAUUAUUACGAAUUUGUGAAUCGAAAGGAAUUAAUUUAAGAAAAACUACCCAACAUGCAAAUUUUCAUGUCUUUGACCUUUUUAUGUCUUGUAGUGUAAAAAAGAAUUUCACAAACUCAAAAGCUUUUCCAGAUGAAGUAUUCAAUUGUGUACGAAAACAUUGCUACUCAAAUUACACUUUGCAAUCCUCAUUUGAAAGAAUUAUAGAUUCUAUUCAGUUUUGCUUUCAUGAUGCGGACAGAAUAAAUUUUAAGGCUAAACGAAACUUGGCUCAAACAGCUGUUCAGGCAUUCUGCGACAAAAUGCUAAUGGAUAUCAAUUUUUUCUAUUUAGGAGAAUUGGCAUUCAGGGAUCCUGCAGGCACUUUCAGGAGUUUGGAAAACUGUUACGAAAAACUUGAGAAGCCAGAAGAUGAAGUGUCGAAUUUUUUUGUCCUGCUAAGUAUUCCACAUGUUUAUACAGAAAAACAGUGCAGAUAUUAUGCUGGGCUUUUUUCUUGUGCACAAAACGAAUUCAGCAAUUCUAGCAAUGAAACGAAAGCAGCAAUUGAAAUUGUGAGAUUAAGACUAUCGAAUUGUGGACCCCUGAUACCUACUUCAUUCACAUAAGAUUUGUCAACAAAUUGAUGGAGGGUGAAAUGGUUAUCAAUUUUUAUUUUUAAAAAAUAAUGAAAGUACGUGAGUCACGUUAUAAAUAGUUUUGUAUUCUUGAAUAUUAUCAAACAACGAAUUGUCUAAUAAUGGUCCUCAUUUUGAAAUUUGAAUUUGUACAUCCCACAACCCUGGUAGUCUAUAAUAAAGAAUUCUUCUAAUUUAAAAUAAAAAA